This is a messenger RNA of Pungitius pungitius (ninespine stickleback), 1215 nucleotides long. RefSeq lists its product as uncharacterized. The coding region runs from base 1 to 795 and encodes 264 amino acids. Gene Ontology annotation, molecular function: protein binding. NCBI's taxonomy places the organism in Eukaryota, Metazoa, Chordata, Actinopteri, Perciformes, Gasterosteidae. The transcript is spliced from 5 exons. The record is from RefSeq and is a predicted model, not a curated record.
AUGAAGACGAAGACUCCCUCCGCCAUCUCGCUGGUGCUGGUGUUCGGCCACCUUUGUGGAGCUCAGACACCGAGUCCCGGCGCAGAACAAGGGCCGCUGACCCUGCAAGACGUCUGGGACCAAUUGAGGGAUCUGAGAGACAUGGUGGUGCAGCAGAAAGUGGAGCUGAGGUACCUGACAGAGAGAGUAACAGCUGCUGAGAGCUUAGUGGAGGCCUUGGAGAUAGCGAAUGCAGAUCAAGCCGCAGAGCUCGCAUUUGCCCAGGAGAAGCUCAGCACUCUACAGCAAAGACUGACAGCCGACGAAACCAACCUGGAGGAGCUGGAGAAACAUCAGGAAGGACAAGAUGCUGCACUGCGGGAACUUCAGACUUUGAAUGAAGUGGGGAAAGUGGCUUUUUCUGCCUCUCUUCUGGAAUCUGGUGAAGGGAACACAGAGGGAGAUGCUUUCGUGCCACUCGUCUACAAAAAUGUCUUCACCAACAUUGGAAACCACUACAACCCAAACACAGGCUGGUUCACUGCACCAGUAAGAGCACUGUAUUACUUCAGAUUUACUGGCCAUCUAGCACACACUGAAAGCAGUAUGUUGAUGAGACUUGUAAAGAACGAAGAUUUCAUAGUCGCAAGUGGUGAUCGUCAUACCACAGCCGAAGAUCUCGAGGACAACGUAUCGGCUGGCGUGGUGUUGCAGUUGGAGGAGGGGGAUGUUGUUUCGGUACAAUUUUAUGGAGAGGUUUGGGAUGACCACUACCACAGAACCACAUUUAGUGGCUUCCUGCUCUUUCUUUUGUAAGAUAUCAAAAUAGAAUCCUGCAGGAAUGAGUCAGCAUUUAUGCCCGUUUGCUUCCCUUGUCUCAGAGUCAACAUUUUCAUUUGAAUGGGUUAUUUUAACAUGCUUGAAAUAAGGUCUGUUCUGAGCUCAAGUGGUAUUUCCAUUUAGCUGCAAUAAUUAUUUUCUCAGCAAAUAUCCACUUGUGACAUGUGAGGCUGAACACCACCAUUGGUCCUGAAGUCAUGCAUCCACUCACAAAAAGUUGUUAUCAAGAUGAUUUUGUAGAACAAAUAAUGUAAGCAGUUUGAGCGCUGCAUGCAGAACCACAUUCGCCAAUGGCAACACAUUUAUUCAGAACAGCAAAAUUGUAUCAUCUUCAACUUUUUGUGACAUAAAACAAAGUCUCUGAAAAUAAAAAAUAAAAGCUUCAUUCAUCCCCCA